This is a messenger RNA of Tribolium madens (black flour beetle), 1369 nucleotides long. It is a transcript of the gene Spx, whose product is annotated as splicing factor 3B subunit 4. The record is from RefSeq and is a predicted model, not a curated record. Gene Ontology annotation, molecular function: RNA binding. Gene Ontology annotation, cellular component: U12-type spliceosomal complex; nucleolus. Lineage: Eukaryota; Metazoa; Arthropoda; Insecta; Coleoptera; Tenebrionidae. The transcript is spliced from 4 exons. The coding region runs from base 141 to 1325 and encodes 394 amino acids. Gene Ontology annotation, biological process: positive regulation of mRNA splicing, via spliceosome.
UUCCUUUCCAAUACUUUUCAGAAAGCAUUUAGAAAAGGUAGCGUACUUGGUUCGUUUUGUUGUUAAAUAUCCAUUCAAUAAACGAUGAAAUUAUUUUAUUAUUAAGAGAAUUGAGCUACAGUGUAUUUGAAUCCGUAACGAUGGCUAAUGGACCGAUUGCUGAACGAAAUAGAGAUGCAACAAUCUAUGUUGGUGGUUUAGAUGAUAAAGUUACAGAAUCGUUAUUAUGGGAACUCUUCGUACAGUCUGGACCUUUGGUCAACGUUCACAUGCCCAAAGAUCGAGUCACAAUGAUGCACCAAGGCUAUGGUUUCGUGGAAUUCAUGGGUGAAGAAGAUGCCGAUUAUGCUAUAAAAAUAAUGAAUAUGAUAAAACUUUAUGGAAAGCCAAUAAGAGUGAAUAAAGCAUCAGCUCAUCAAAAAAAUUUGGACGUGGGGGCGAACAUUUUCAUCGGGAAUUUAGACCCAGAAGUGGAUGAAAAGCUACUUUACGACACAUUUUCAGCUUUUGGAGUUAUACUUCAAACACCUAAGAUAAUGAGAGACCCUGACACUGGUAAUUCCAAAGGCUUUGCUUUCAUUAAUUUUGCCAGUUUUGAGGCUUCUGACGCAUCAAUUGAAGCGAUGAAUGGUCAAUAUCUCUGUAACCGCCCCAUUUCCGUCUCCUACGCCUUUAAAAAGGACUCCAAAGGUGAACGUCACGGUUCUGCAGCUGAGCGUCUUCUAGCGGCCCAAAAUCCCUUAUCACAAGCCGACCGCCCCCAUCAGCUCUUCGCCGAUGCCCCGCCAAUGGGCAUGAUGCCCCCAGGAAUGGCUCUAGCCCCACCUCCCCCUCCUGUUAUACUAGCUGGCAUGAUGCCUCCCCCACCACCUACACCGGCAAGUAUGCAACCACCACCUCCUCCACCAGUCCCACCACCCAGUUCUUUUCCCUCGGGAAUCCCUCCCCCGCCUUUGCCCCCGUCCCAACCGCCCUUACCGCCAGGUGCACCUCCACCACCACCAACUUCAUCAGGUGGAUCAGCACGACCCCCUUUACCACCGAUGCCUACAUCAACGCAAGCUUCAGGCGCCCCAAGGAUGAUUCCUCCGCCAUGGCAAGGUGGGGCUAAUAAUUUACCUCCACCACCACCUGGACCACCGACCUCAGUGCCAACUUCAGGUGCGCCGCCAUUUCCUGGAUGUUUUCCGCCGCCACCACCCCCAGGAGGACGACCGCCGAAUUGGAGACCACCGGUUAAUUUUGGAGGACCAGGGAGACCUCCUUUCCCACCAAGGGGUCCUCCACCACCGCCCCCAAAUAAUUUUAGUGAAAAUAGUUGGUAAUGAAAUCAUUGAUAAAAUAAAACAAAAAUUAAGUUGAGAGGUAA